Messenger RNA from Durio zibethinus, 1875 nucleotides. RefSeq names its product sucrose-phosphatase 2-like. Lineage: Eukaryota; Viridiplantae; Streptophyta; Magnoliopsida; Malvales; Malvaceae. Gene Ontology annotation, biological process: sucrose biosynthetic process. Gene Ontology annotation, molecular function: magnesium ion binding; sucrose-phosphate phosphatase activity. The record is from RefSeq and is a predicted model, not a curated record.
CCACACGCCCCCAGCCAGAAGCGGACCACUCCCAAGAAAAAAACAAAAAUGCUAGCUUUAUCGUCACAAAAGAAGCGCCAACAAAUUUGGAUCCAAUUCCUUCCUUCCUUCCUUCCAUCGCAUCGUAUCUUCUUCAUCUAAUCCGUCAUAUUGAAAGGCCACCGGCUCUUCUCUUCUCCUCUCCUCCCCUCCCUUUUUCUUUCUCAGUGAUAUUUUCAUAAGCUUCGUCUUGAUCGAUUCAGGAUUUUAAUUGGUAAAAUAGUCAUGGAUCGGAUUACCAUGGCGGCACGUCUCAUGAUAGUAUCUGAUCUUGAUCAUACAAUGGUUGAUCAUCAUGAUCCUGAGAACAUUUCUUUGCUUAGGUUUAAUGCACUGUGGGAGUCGAAUUAUCGCCAUGACUCUCUGCUGGUCUUCUCCACUGGGAGGUCACCCACACUCUACAAACAGUUGAGGAAAGAGAAGCCCAUGUUGACUCCUGAUAUAGCUAUUAUGUCAGUGGGAACUGAGAUAACAUAUGGCAGCUCAAUGCUACCGGAUGAUGGCUGGGUUGAAUUUCUGAAUCAGAAAUGGGAUAGGAAGAUAAUAACUGAAGAAACCAGCAAGUUUUCUGAGCUCACUCUUCAGGCUGAAACAGAGCAGCGACCACACAAGGUUAGCUUUUAUGUCGAUAAGACUAAGGCCCAGAUAGUGAUGAAGGAACUUUCAGACUGUUUGGAAAAGCGAGGGGUAAGACUCAACUUACUACCAAGGCUGGAUGUUAAAAUAAUUUAUAGUGGAGGAAUGGAUUUGGAUAUAUUACCACAAGGUGCAGGCAAAGGACAGGCUCUUGCAUAUUUACUGAAAAAGUUUAAGACUGAGGGAAAACCACCUAUUAAUACUCUUGUCUGUGGUGAUUCUGGAAAUGAUGCUGAACUCUUCAGCAUUCCAGAAGUGUAUGGAGUCAUGGUCAGCAAUGCCCAAGAAGAAUUGUUGCAAUGGCAUGCUGAAAAUGCAAAAGGUAACCCUAAUAUAAUCCAUGCAAAAGAAAGGUGUGCAGCUGGAAUCAUAGAAGCCAUUGGACGUUUUAAACUUGGAUCAAACACUUCUCCAAGAGAUUGUGCUGAUUUUAUGGAAUAUAAGCUGGAUAUUGUCAAUCCUUGUUACGAAGUAGUGAACUUUUACUUGUUCUAUGAGCGAUGGAGGCGAGGGGAGAUUGACAACUGUGAGACAUAUAUAGCAAGUCUGAAAGCUUCUUGUGAUCCGUCAGCUAAUUUUGUCCUUCCAUCCGGUGUUGAGAAAACUCUUCAUGAAUGCUUACACACAAUGAAAGGGUACCAUGGAGACCAAAAGGGUAAACGGUUCCGGGUCUGGGUGGAUCGUGUAUUAUCCACACCAAUUGGUUCAAACACAUGGCUUCUGAAGUUUGAUAAGUGGGAGUUAUCUGGUGAUGGACGGUAUUGUUGCGUGACCACUGGUAAAAUAAGUGCAAAGGGAUCCAAUCCUUCGGAGGGGUGCUCUUGGGUGAAUCUACAGCAAAAAUGGUUAGAAGGAUUUGAAAUGAAGGAUGAUUCAACCUGGUUUUUCUAGGGUAUUCUGCAACAACAUUUUGACUCUAGAAUCGGUAUAAAGUUCUACAGAAAUAAAAGUAUCCAAAUUUUAAUAUUAGUUCUUUUUUACAUUUAUUUCGAUAAUUCAUAUGCGACUUAGGAGAUGGCACUGUGAUGAAUAAACUGAGAUACCAUGGCUCAUCUCUUCUUGGAUACAUCUUAUUUUCAUAUUUUUGCAGUUUAUAGUAUAUCCAUGAAUUAGAAAUUUGCAUUUCUGUUUAUAUCAUUUGGUUUCGAACCCGAUACUGCCUCUAAAAUUGCUAUUACAUUUGAUCUCCCUUUGUUUAUU